Molecule: messenger RNA, 2802 nt
Organism: Trypanosoma grayi
Lineage: Eukaryota; Euglenozoa; Kinetoplastea; Trypanosomatida; Trypanosomatidae
Product: R27-2 protein
Exons: 1
Coding region: 1-2802 (933 amino acids)
Source: RefSeq, a predicted model, not a curated record
AUGAUAAGCGCCCUCCGUAACACAUCGCCCACGGCGUCUUCCUACGACGACACUAGCUCCGUGGCCUCAAGCCGCGAUACCUCGCACAGCACCGUGGACUCCAUCGACGCCACCAGCUCAGUCAGUUCAAAGGAGGGGAACCGGAUGCUCGAUGGGCUGCGCCUUGAAGUUGACUUGCGUGACGAACGUAUCAAAGAGCUUGAAAGCGCGUACGAGGAGCUCUUGCGGAAGGCAAAGUACGACGAGGGACAGCUGCGCUGCGAACUAGAGCAAGCUGUAGGCAGCCUUGCAAACGCUGAGAGCGCGAUUGAAAAACUCCAGAGCGCGAAGGAAGCUGCGGACAGUGAGCGCUGGAAGAUGGUUGAGCGUGCUGCCGCCUUGGCGGUCGAACGACAAACAGCCAUAAAGGAGGCUCGCGCUGCCGAGGAAGAAAAACAGGCGGUUGUCCGUCGCUAUCAGGCGAAAGAGAAGGAAAACGCGAACACCAUCAAGGAGUCCGACACUGUCGUCUUGAAGGUCGACCACCAGAGAGCCACUGAGGCCCUCAAGGCGGCCGAGGCUGAGAAGCAGAAGGCUGCGGAGGCUCUCAAGGCUGAGCAGCAGAAGGCUGCUGAGGCUGAGAAGAAGGCUGUGGAUGCCCUCAAGGCUGCUGAGGCUGAGAAGCAAAAAGCGGCCGAGGCUCUCAAGGCUGCUGAGGCUGCGAAGAAGGCUACAGAGGCCCUCAAGGCUGAGCAACAGAAGGCUGCGGAGGCCCUCAAGGCUUCCGAGACUGAAAAGCAGAAGGCUGUUGAGUCGGCGAAGAAGGCUUCGGAGGCCCUCAAGGCUGCCGAGGCUGAAAAGCAGAAGGCUACGGAGGUUGAGAAAAAGGAUGCUGACGCUGAGAAGAAGGCUGCUGAGGCUGCGAAGAAGGCUGCAGAGGCUCUCAAGGCUGAGCAACAGAAGGCUGCUGAGGCCCUCAAGGCUUCCGAGACUGAAAAGCAGAAGGCUGCUGAGGCUGCAAAGAAGGCUGCGGAGGCCCUCAAGGCUGCUGAGGCGGAGAAGCAGAAGGCUGCCGAGGCUCUCAAGGCUGCGGAGGCUGAGAAAAAGGCUGCCGAGGCUGCGAAGAAGGCUGCAGAGGCUCUCAAGGCUGAGCAGCAGAGGGCUGCGGAGGUUCUCAAGGCUGAGCAACAGAAGGCUGCUGAGGCCCUCGAGGUUGCCGAGGCUGAAAAGCAGAAGGCUGCUGAGGCGGAGAAGAAGGCUGCGGAGGCUGAGAAGCAGAAGGCUGCGAAGAAGGCUGCUGAGGCCCUUAAGGUGACUGAGGCUGAAAAACAGAAGGCCGCGGAGGCUCUCAAGGCUGAGCAACAGAAGGCUGCCGAGGCUGAGAAGAAGGCUACAGAGGCCCUCAAGGCUGCCGAGGCGGAGAAGAAGGCUGCCGAGGCUCUUAAGGCUGAGGCGGAGAAGGCUGCCGAGGCUGAGAAGAAGGCUGCCGAGGCUCUCAAGGCUGAGCAACAGAAGGUUGCCGAGGCUGAGAAGAAGGCUACAGAGGCCCUCAAGGCUGCCGAGGCGGAGAAGAAGGCUGCCGAGGCUGUGAAGAAUGCUACAGAGGCCCUCAAGGCUGAGCAACAGAAGGCUGUGGAGGCUCUCAAGGCUGAGCAACAGAAGGCUGCGGAGGCUCUCAAGGCUGCCGAGGCCCUCAAGGCUGAGCAACAGAAGGUUGUCGAGGCUGAGAAGAAGGCUACAGAGGCCCUCAAGGCUGCCGAGGCGGAGAAGAAGGCUGCCGAUGCUCUUAAGGCUGAGGCGGAGAAGGCUGCCGAGACUGAAAAGCAGAAGGCUGCCGAGGCUGUGAAGAAUGCUACAGAGGCCCUCAAGGCUGAGCAACAGAAGGCUGUGGAGGCUCUCAAGGCUGAGCAACAGNAGGCUGCGGAGGCCCUCAAGGCUGAGCAACAGAAGGUUGCCGAGGCUGAGAAGAAGGCUGCCGAGGCUCUCAAGGCUGAGCAACAGAAGGCUGCGGAGGCUGAGAAGAAGGCUGCCGAGGCGGAGAAGAAGGCUGCCGAGGCGGAGAAGAAGGCUGCCGAGGCGGAGAAGAAGGCUGCCGAGGCCCUCAAGGCUGAGCAACAGAAGGCUGCCGAGGCUCUCAAGGCUGCCGAGGCCCUCAAGGCUGAGCAACAGAAGGUUGCCGAGGCUGAGAAGCAGAAGGCUGCCGAGGCUCUCAAGGCUGAGCAACAGAAGGCUGCGGAGGCUGAGNAGAAGGCUGCCGAGGCUGAGAAGAAGGCUACAGAAGCCCUCAAGGCUGAGCAACAGAAGGUUGCCGAGGCGGAGAAGAAGGCUGCCGAGGCCCUCAAGGCUGAGCAACAGAAGGCUGCCGAGGCUCUCAAGGCUGCGGAGGCCCUCAAGGCUGAGCAACAGAAGGUUGCUGAGGCUGAGAAGCAGAAGGCUGCCGAGGCUCUCAAGGCUGAGCAACAGAAGGCUGCCGAGGCUGAGAAGAAGGCUGCCGAGGCGGAGAAGAAGGCUGCCGAGGCGGAGAAGAAGGCUGCGGAGGCUCUCAAGGCUGCCGAGGCCCUCAAGGCAGAGCAACAGAAGGCUGCCGAGGCCCUCAAGGCAGAGCAACAGAAGGCUGCCGAGGCGGAGAAGAAGGCUGCGAAGGCUGCGAAGAAGGCUGCGGAGGCCCUCACAGCUGCUGAGGCUGAUCGGAAGAAGAUGCUUGAACUUUCGAACGAAAGCACGGGAGCGAUCAGCAACACGACUCCGCUUCUGGGAGAAGGUGGCAAUGCUUCCAAUAAAGGUAGAGGUGGUUUUUGGCAGUGCUUCUGCGUCACAAUGUGA